Messenger RNA from Pyricularia oryzae 70-15, 2042 nucleotides. RefSeq lists its product as uncharacterized. Gene Ontology annotation, molecular function: iron ion binding; monooxygenase activity; heme binding. Lineage: Eukaryota; Fungi; Ascomycota; Sordariomycetes; Magnaporthales; Pyriculariaceae. Bases 357 to 2042 code for a protein of 561 amino acids. The record is from RefSeq and is a predicted model, not a curated record. The transcript is spliced from 2 exons.
UUUGCACCUGGGAAGUUGAUCGCUCUUUCUCCUUUUGUUCCCUCCUGGUCCUUUUAUUUUUUUCCUGCUUGGGAUCUGAUGCAUCCUUCUCUUUCUCUCUCUUCAUUUUUCUAAUCUCCAGGCUGAGGUAUAAUACACUUCAAAAGUGGGACUCUUUCCGCAACCUGCCAUCUGAAUUGUUCCCAUGCCAUCUGAUUUCUCUCAUCUUCUACUUUCCCCUUUGGUCUCUUGACUACCCAAAUCACAUUAGAAUAGUACCGACUCCCAAGAUUGGACGACGGAUGUUCGAAUCGGGACAAACGCACCACUGUACAGGGCACAACUGAACUAAAGCCUUCGGGGUCACCCGUGUUGGCAUGAUGCUCAACUCCAUCCCCAACGUCUACGCCCUAGGGCUUGCCGCAAUAUUCCUUGCCGCCGUCUACAUCUACAGAGAUGUGCGAUGGCGCCGGUUUUCCCAACACGCUGAUUUAGCUCAGCUCAAGCCUUCGUUGUUUUGGGGUCACAUGAAGGCCCUCGGCGAAAGGCUCCGCGAGAAACCCGCUGGAACACACCAUGAUUACGUCUUUGCAGAAAUCCAGCAGGAGCUGGGCAACCCUCCCAUGUUCAACUUUGACAUGAGGCCCUUGGCGCGGCCCAUGGUUGUGAUUGCAAACCAUGAACUUGCUGAGCAGGCUAGUCGCGCCUCGAAGACUUUCCCGUGGUCGACACACAAGUCGCCCAGUUUGCAUGAGAUUUCGCCGCUCACCGGAGAGAACUCGUUGCUGGCCAAGGAGGGCGAAGAGUGGAAGGCUCUGAGGCGGAGAUUCAACCCAGGAUUUGCGCCCAAGCACCUCCUCAGCCUACUCCCUUGCAUCCUGGACAAGACACAGUACUUUAUCGACCACCUCGACCGGCUAGCAAGGUCGGGAGACGAGUUCCUGUUCAACGAGCUCACCACCAACCUUACGUUUGACAUAAUCGGCGCCGUCGUCCUCGAUGUCGACCUCGAUGCCCAGAGGGGUAAGAGCGAGCUGGUCAAUGCCUUCCAGGCCAUGACCAAGACCUUUCUGGAUCCCUCGCCUCCUGGCUUUGCCAGAUUCUUCCUGCGUCAAAGGUUCAUCCGUUGGCGCCUCCGCCAGCGCAUGGAAACCGUUCUCAGGCGAUACAUUAUAGAUUGCCACGAGAAGCAGAACCAAGCCCAAGGCAGCAUCGGCCAGUCACGCAGUGUUCUGUCGCUCAGCCUGGAAGGCUUGGAGACGCUGGAUGAAUCUCUUAUUUCUAUGAUAAGCGACCAGAUGAAAACCUUCCUGUUUGCCGGGCACGACACCACCAGCAUCGCGCUUCAGUGGGCCAUGUACGAGCUCGCGCGCACGCCGAGGGCUCUUGCAGCUAUCCGGGCCGAACUAGACGAAAUCUUUGGGCCAGACACGAAUCCUGCCACCGUGAGGGACCAGCUCCUGGGCCCUUCCCGCGAGGAACUCUACGCACGGUUGCAAUACACAUCGGCUGUCAUGAAGGAGACGCUUCGUCUUCACCCGCCUGCCGGAAGCGGUAGGUUUGCCCCCAAGGGCAGCAACUUCCGAUUCACGAUGCCCGACGGCCAGGGCAUGUCCCCUGUCAUGGACAACAAGAUCCUGUAUCUUUGCCACUACCUGAUACAACGCGACCCGGCGGUUUACGGCGAGACGGCUAGCGUCUUUGAGCCGGAACGAUGGCUCGGAAACACGGAUACGUCAAUGGCGGGCGGUGGUGACCUGAAUGAUGCCGCCCCCGGCCUAGCGGGAGAGAAGCACGCCAUCCCGGCAUCGGCCUGGCGCCCAUUCGAGCGUGGUCAGAGAAACUGCAUCGGACAGGAGCUUGCCAACAUCGAGAUGAGGGUCAUCCUCGCUUGCACCGUGCGCAGGUUCGACUUUGAGAAAGUCGGCUUGGGCGAGCUUUUGAGGGACGAGAAGGGGAACUUUGUGAUGGAUACGUAUGGGCAGUAUAAGACUGUCAACUUGCUUUACAACGCGCGCCAAGUGCAGCAGAAUUUACUCGAGGAUACCAUAUUUGACGAUUAA